Cyclopterus lumpus (lumpfish) is the source of this 1577-nucleotide messenger RNA. RefSeq names its product UBX domain protein 2A (gene ubxn2a). The coding region runs from base 164 to 904 and encodes 246 amino acids. NCBI's taxonomy places the organism in Eukaryota, Metazoa, Chordata, Actinopteri, Perciformes, Cyclopteridae. Gene Ontology annotation, cellular component: cytosol; nucleus. The record is from RefSeq and is a predicted model, not a curated record. Gene Ontology annotation, molecular function: ubiquitin binding. The transcript has 7 exons. Gene Ontology annotation, biological process: autophagosome assembly; proteasome-mediated ubiquitin-dependent protein catabolic process; nuclear membrane reassembly.
GGCGCGCGUGCUGAGCUCAGCAGCGCGGUUCGGUUUCACGACGACAGGAGAGUCGAUUUACGGCACCUCACGUCACGCGCACCGCUCCGCAGAGGAGCCGCUGCAGACGUGUCGCCCGGGGAUCAACCGACAGACCGCGGACUGAUGGAAAACACGCAACGUCAUGAAAGAGAUUGACACCGUGGGGGGGGAGACGGAUGAAAACCGCGCAGAAAAUAAAGAAGGGGCACCAAUGAGGCGCAGCUUCUCCGUGGAGGACCUCCUCGACGAGGUGGAGAAGAUCUGCUACGAUGCCUCGGGGUCAUCGAAGGUGGAGAUGGUGGUGAGGCUGUGGAAGGACGGCUUCACGGUGAACGAUCAGGAGUUUCGCAGCUACUCCGUACCGGAGAAUCAAGACUUCCUGGACUCCAUCAAGAGGGGGGAGCUUCCGAAAGAGUGGGAGAGCAGGGCGGAGGAGGAGGAGCUGGAGAUCAGCGUGGAGGACCUGACGGAGGAAAACUACGUUCCCAGGAAAAGGGCCUUUCACCCCUUCAGCGGCCGAGGGUACCGACUCGGCAGCGUCGCGCCCAGAGUGGUGGCCAGGUCACCAUCUGUGCACGAGGACGGAGAAUCUCCUCCGAUCCCCAUGGUAACGCUAGACCACGCCCUUCCCGUUACCUCCCUGCAGAUCUGGUUGGCCGACGGCAGGAGAUUGGUGCAGAGGUUCAACCUAUCGAACCGCAUCGCCGACGUCCAGGACUUCGUGGCGCGCUGCCAGAGGAGCUGCCCGCCCUUCGUCCUGACCACGUCCGUCCCGUUCCGGGAGCUCGACGACAAAGACUUGAGUCUCCAGGAGGCCGACUUGGCCAACGCCGUCAUCGUCCAGAGACCCCUGGACACACAGGCCCCGUUUGGUCACUGCUGACUAUAUGAAAAAAGGCCCCCGCAACACACCCCUCGACCCUGAUUGCGGUCUCAAGGCCCCCCUAUGAUUUAUACAUUUAUAAUCUUGCUUUAUUCUAAAGUCUGUGCUGAAUUAUACAUAUACAUGUGUGGGAUUAUCAUAUUAUCUGCAGCCCGACGGAGAUGUUGUCAGCUUAUUUGUUGUCGGUGCCUUCUUGGUGUUCUUCCUCUGGGGGACAGCGUCUACCUGACAACAGAUCUCCCAAACCACAUGUUACCUUCCCUCCUUCCCUCCUUCCCUCCUUCCCUCCUUCACUCCUUCCCUCCUUCACUCCUUCCCUCCUUGCCUCACACACACAUGCACCAAUACCGUUACCUUCACCAGCACCACCCACCAACUCUCUCUAAAGUCUUCCCAAACUGCGAAAUACAAGGAGCUGAUAUUUCAUAUAUAUAUUUAUGUAUAGUUUAUAUUAUAAAUGAACACAUGUAUUGAUUUUGCACAUUAAUGCCAUUUUUUAAAAGCCAAAAUAUGACAAUGUGUUACUGUUAUUUUGUGUUGGCCUGACUGUUCAGUUCUAUAUGUUUAGUUUUUACAUUUUUGGGGGAAUUACUUCAGAAUGCACAAAGUAUUGUUUUAUUGGACUGCGUCCUUUUAACGGCAUAUCGAGGAACAAUAAAAGUCCUCAAACCGC